UUAAAAGCUGUGAUGACACGCCUCUCCCCCACUAAAAUGGGGGAGAUCUGUAGGUGUAGGGAACACUAGACGGGCAGCGUUCGUCUAACUCCCAACGGCCCACGUUCGUACGCAAGUGACGGCCGUUGGUUCCUGUGCUGCACUGUUGGGUCUCUCUCUUUCUGGGUUUUCUGGGUUCGACCUACAGGCAAAUGGAAGGCAAGAGAUGGGGGAAAGGUGAAACUUGAGAUUGAAAUGACAGACUGAAAUGGAGGGAGCAGAGGAAGAGCUGGAGAGAAGAAGCAGAUUCUUGAGCAGUCUCAUACAGAAGAAGAAAACGAUCGAACAGCAAGAUCAGCAUGAGCAACUCAACGUUCGAGUCAGGGCCGCUGACAUGCCUGUCGCCUUACAACAACGUGCCUUCCGGUGUGCCAGAGACUCCCUUGACUCCAUGCCCAAAAAGCUCGACAGCAAACGCUUAGCACUUGCCCUUAAGAAGGAUUUUGACACAUCAUAUGGUCCAGCCUGGCACUGCAUUGUCGGAACAAGUUUUGGCUCAUACGUUACCCAUUCCUCAGGAGGUUUCUUAUACUUCUCCAUUGACAAGGUUUAUGUCCUUCUAUUCAAGACUGCUGUGGAGCCUCUGGGUCAUUGACAGUUAUUAUUAUUUAAGUUUUACAAGCACUUGUGUUAGUUGUAUGGUAUUCGGGAAAUAUAAAUUCGCAAAUUUGAUUUAUAAUGUAAUCAUGUUUCAUUCCCAUUUUUCAUAUGUUUUACUCUCUGGUUAUUUCUAAAAUGAAGACUCUGAAACAUGCAAAUUCCCUUU
This is a messenger RNA of Macadamia integrifolia, 805 nucleotides long. Its product is annotated as dynein light chain LC6, flagellar outer arm. The transcript is spliced from 2 exons. Gene Ontology annotation, biological process: microtubule-based process. Lineage: Eukaryota; Viridiplantae; Streptophyta; Magnoliopsida; Proteales; Proteaceae. Gene Ontology annotation, molecular function: dynein intermediate chain binding; dynein light intermediate chain binding. Bases 248 to 634 code for a protein of 128 amino acids. The record is from RefSeq and is a predicted model, not a curated record. Gene Ontology annotation, cellular component: dynein complex.